This is a messenger RNA of Candidozyma haemuli, 1857 nucleotides long. RefSeq names its product DNA-binding transcription factor (gene RAP1). NCBI's taxonomy places the organism in Eukaryota, Fungi, Ascomycota, Pichiomycetes, Serinales, Metschnikowiaceae. Gene Ontology annotation, biological process: telomere maintenance via telomere lengthening; regulation of DNA-templated transcription. The coding region runs from base 1 to 1857 and encodes 618 amino acids. Gene Ontology annotation, molecular function: telomeric repeat DNA binding. Gene Ontology annotation, cellular component: shelterin complex. The record is from RefSeq and is a predicted model, not a curated record. The transcript has a single exon.
AUGUCUGACAUGAUGGUACCCAACUUGCUUACCGACGACUCGGGCCUGCCCAUGGCCUUCUAUAUAAACCCACAGGAUCCGCUCAGGGAAAAGUACCUGAAGAUCAUCCGGGAGAAUGGCGGAUACAUUGAGCUUAGUGAAGUCAACGCUGAUAAGAAUCUGUACGUGCAGCUUUCGUCGUAUCCUGUUGCUCGCAGAACGACGUUUCUGUUUCAGUUUAUUGACGAUUACUUGAACAAGGGGGGUUCUGUUUACUUGGAGCCGUACCAAUUGAACCCAGCCAAGAGGGCUGCGGACGAGUUGGACGAACAGGAUGUACGUACAGCCAAGGCGAUGGCCCAGGCCAUGAACAAGAAGGCGAAGGGGCCUCCAAAGUCCACGACAAAGUUCACUCAGGAGGCAGACACGUAUAUUCUCGAGCAGGUGAGGUUGAAGCCUCGGUUCAGAACAUCACAUAAGUUCUUUGAGGAGUUGGCCCAGCACGACUUGCUUAAGGGCCAUACGGGAAACUCGGUCAGGUCUCGUUACAGGGCUCAUUUGGAGCACAAGUUGCAGUAUGUGUACAAGACGGAUGAGUACGACCGGUUGAUUUUGGACGAGGAGGGCAACAGACAAGUUGUGCCUGUGAGUCUGGCCAAAACAAUGAAGAACAGGUUUACUGCCGAGGACGACUACACGCUCUGUGAGAGUAUUAUCAACCAUGUGCUUAGCACUCAGGAUAGGGAGACGUUGCAGACUGCCGAGGAUAAAACCACCAGGCUUCCAGAUGGCGUGCUUAACGAGGCUAACUUCUCGGUGCUGAUUUCGUUCUUUGACGAGUUUGCUCGCCAGAACACUUCUCACUCGUCUCUGAGCUGGAGAGACCGUUACAGAAAGUUUGCCAGAGUGUACGGACUCCAGAGGUUCAGAAACUACUACCGUGAAGCACUUAAAACCAAGGAAGGUCCUCAGCCAAUGAAGAACUUGACUUCUCGUGAAUCCAAGAGCGAGAAGAAGGCCCAGCUUACCGCCAAGAAGUUGAAGGCUUCCCAGGUUCGUAUGGAUAUGAGUCCUCAGGACCAGGCCUUCUUGGCUGACGAGUUGGCCCGGAACCAUGGCCAGCUUCACCAUGGCCACCACCACGGCCACCAUCUUACUCACCAGCUUGACUCUGCUGGCGUUGCAGCCGUUGCCAAUAUGGCUGUGGGCCAGGGAGCUCUUGACGAAGAGAUUGGCGAGGUGAAGAACCUGAAUAUCGACGAUGCGCUUCGUCAAGUUGGUGUGGGCGCUGGAAGAGUGCAAAUCGAAGAUGAUUUGGUCAACCCAGACGUACGUGCUUUGGGAAUCCACCAAACCGACCAUAGCGCCAUUCACCCUAACUUGGGCGGUGCUUCAGUGGAUGGCCACGAUUUCGAGGCUCUUGAAUUAAAGGUUGACGCUGAUUCCCAGGAUCCAUGGGCUAAGUACAUGGUUUACUUGCCUCGUGAUGUUCUGCUGACUGCCUUGUUCUCAGACAAGUUUAUUGCUUUUGAGCCUUCUGUGAUUGACCGUGCCCGUGAGCUUUUGACCACUUUGGAGCCAGACGACGUUGGUGUGCUCUUUGACGAAUUCGAGAAGUUGGGCUUCACCAGAGGCUUUGUGGGCCACAUUCUCAAGGUCACCAGCAGCUCUGUGCGCUACAUCAACGACUACUUGUACAGACUUCGGGAUGCACUUGAAGACGACCGUCUUGACUUGGUGGACGUGUUGUUCCCACGUGCCCAUAACGGUUUGUGGACCCCAGAACAGGAUUUCGACUUGAAGGAAGGCCACAUGGAGAAGUUGGCUUUCCACGAUGCCGAGAGCAUUGCCGCCAGAAGACAGUUCCUCGGCCUCUAA